Octopus sinensis (East Asian common octopus) is the source of this 1133-nucleotide messenger RNA. RefSeq names its product putative malate dehydrogenase 1B. The record is from RefSeq and is a predicted model, not a curated record. Gene Ontology annotation, biological process: malate metabolic process; oxaloacetate metabolic process; tricarboxylic acid cycle. The transcript is spliced from 3 exons. The annotation marks the transcript as partial. Lineage: Eukaryota; Metazoa; Mollusca; Cephalopoda; Octopoda; Octopodidae. Gene Ontology annotation, molecular function: L-malate dehydrogenase (NAD+) activity.
UUGGCAAAGAGAAAAUUUCAUUGUGUCUUCUGGACUGCGAUCCAGCACAGACAGCUGAAUUGCAAUACAUCGCUGAAAAUAUACAAAACAUGGCUUAUGGACUUCUGUAUUUGAAUGUCUUUGUUACAUCUGACUGUGAAAAAGCUUUUAAAGGAAGUAGAAUUAUUAUCUUUUUGGAUGAGGUAGAAAGGAAAGAAGAGGAAAAAGUACAUCGGUGGACGGAAAGAAACGCUGUUCUUUUUGGGUUUUAUGGGACAACUCUGUUGAAAGUUGCCAAAAGUGACACGUUGCUAUUAGUUGCAGGAAAUAAUUACAUGUGUUUAAAUAUGAGCAUAUUAAAUGAGAUUGUUUCUCACAUUUCAUCCAGAAAUAUUUUGGUGUUUCAAAAGUAAUUGAAAACCAGGCCAAAUCUGUUUUAGCUGAAAAACUGCCAGCAAGCAGCUGCUCCAUUGAUAACGUUGUUAUAUUGGGAAGUAUCAGCAAUGAUUAUUUGAUAGAAUUGGACAAGACUUUAGUUAGAGAGUUUGAUUGUGCAGUUGUUGGUCCAGCUACAUUCUCUCAGCCAUUAAAUGAUAUUUUUCAUCAACAAAGCUGGCUCAAGAAGGAGUAUGUAAAUGAAGUCAGUUCAAGAAAACACGUCAAUGAAAUGAAUUUACGGCACCCUACCUACCAUCUCAUUGGUCAUGCCAUAACAACAACAUUAAAUUACUGGUGGAAUGGUUUAUCAUCAAAUGCCAUAUUCUCUGCGACUCUUAUAUCCGAUGGUUGGUAUGGUGUUCCAGAAGGCAUCGCUUUUUCAUUCCCAGUAGCAUUUUAUCUACCAUUAGCAUAUUCUGUCAUUGAAAAUCUGAGUAUAUCUGAAAAAUGCAGAGAAGAUAUGGAUUUAAUAAUCGAAAACUUGGUAAAAGAUAGAGCCUUGUUUGUAGUCAAGGAUGGAAAAUUGAUCUCAAAAGUUGUGUCUGUUGAAUCAUUACCAGAAUCAGAAGAUACUGAUUACUCAGCGUUUAUGAGUUCCAGAACACCGUCCAGUCAAAGAAGUGACGUCUUAAGCUUUCUCUUGGAAGAAAUGGGUAAGGCAAAAAAAGAAAAAAUAUCGAGGCUUACUAGUUUUGCUAUCAAAUUACACAAAGGUG